AUGAUUUCUAUUCGACUUCAAGGAAAACCAACGAACUUAACAAUAAUACAGAUCUACGCACCAACUACAGAAGCAGAAGAAUCAACAAUCGAUGAUUUCUACAUGGAUUUACAACAAAUACUCGACGAUGUUCCAAAGAAAGAUGCCAUCCUGAUAAUUGGUGAUUGGAAUGCAACGGUUGGCGAAACAGCAGUACCUGGUAUAGUUGGAAAAUUUGGUUUGGGAAAAUGCAAUGAAGCAGGUGAGAGAUUGCUUGAUUUCUGCCAAGAAAAUCAUAUGAUCAUCACCAAUACAUGUUUUCAACAACCGAAACGACGACUAUACACAUGGACAACACCAAAUGAACAACAUCGAAAUCAUAUUGAUUAUAUUCUCUGCAAUAGACGAUGGAAAAGCUCAAUAACAUCAAUCAAAACACGACCAGGAGCUGACUGCGGUACUGACCACGAACUCUUGUUAGCGUGUUUUCGAAUCAAGCUCAAACAACAUCACAAAUCAACACAAACAGCAAAACCCGAUCUACGAAAUAUUCCGUACAAAUACAAGAUUGGCGCCAAAUGUAGCCAAGCAUUAGAUCAAUUUAUGAGACGAAAUAAUGAAGUCAUGUUGCAUGAAUUAGCUAAAAAAUUAUGUAAUCAAUGUAAAUUAACUGUUUUCACCAGCACAAUCUCACGUUAUUUAAAUCGUCUUCAAUAUGAAAAUUGUUUACCAUUAAAUACUUCAAUGCUCAUACAAGAACAUAAAGAAUGUUGA
Molecule: messenger RNA, 753 nt
Organism: Rotaria sordida
Lineage: Eukaryota; Metazoa; Rotifera; Eurotatoria; Philodinida; Philodinidae
Source: the annotation of a GenBank genome assembly